AUGGCUGCCGAAAGCCUCGGACGACACUGCGUCGCAUGCCACAAGCUGAAGAAGGGAUGCGAUGGAGCGAACCCCUGUGAAUACUGCUCUCACAAGGGCAUCGCCUGCGUGGAGUACAUUCGCAAGAAAGUGAAGCGGGCGACAUUGCAGAACGAGAUGGGAGAGCACGGAGAAAUGCGAAGAAGGGGACAAGCAAACAAGAGACGAAAGACUGGUCACACCCCAGGUCGGCUGCCGCGACGACACAAGCCCGGAGAAGCAGAGGAGGUCCUUGAGGAGAACAUGCAAGAGACGCCCAUGAUCUUCGAAGAUACAAGGUGGACCUUACGCGCCAAGCUGAACUACACACAACAUGUAAAGUACAGCUGCUGCACCAAGAUCCUCACGACCCUCUGGCUCGUCGACGAGGACGGAGAAGCUGUCAAGAUCGGCGAGCUGAAAUCUGCCAUCAUCAAUAAGACAGACGACACUUGGAUCUUGGAGCUGCUCAACCCAAAGAGCUGCAGCCGGGCCCUUCUUAGCAAGCACGAGGUUGGCGGUCGCGCAAGAGUUGGUGAGAUGAGGCGUGUUUUGCAGAUGAUCUUCGAUGAGCAAGGUCAUGUCCGAGACAUCGAGGAACUGCAACGGGAUAUCUACCACUUGACUGGUGACAAGAUCCACUACGUCAGUGUCUUCAAGCUCGAACCCGCUUUGCGGAGUGCUGGCCUUGGUGUCGCGGCGAUGACACUCUAUCACAAAGCUUUGACCAGUGGACAAGGAAACCUCCCGUUCGAAGGGUACAGCGUGUUGUCUCCAGCAGCUCUGAUCGACGAGUACGAGACCUACGAGAAGAGAGUAAUUGCAGCUGGUGGCAUGCCGAAAUCAUACCUACAAGUUGAAGAUGCUCUCAUCAACUUCUACGCCAAGAUGCUGUACUACACGCUCGUUCUGGGAGACCGCAAACAAGAUGCUCGCGCUAUCACUGUUGUGGCACGACCCAUCACAGAAGAGCUCGCAAGACUGGAGCUGGAUCUGCUGAAGGAGAGGAUGAAGGCUCGGCUACCUUUACAGGACGCUGUUCUGGCCACGAGAGACGAGGAUACUUCAGUGGAACGUAUUAGACGUGCUCAUGGUCGAGUGGUGGCCAGACUGGUGAGAACAGCAGAAGCAGAGAGGCAGUACCAUGUCGAGAUGAAAGACUUCGGUGACACCGUGGACACAGUGACUAGUGCCGAUUCUUUCAAAGACAUCGACGGCGGGGCAGACGUUUCGCAACUCCAAGACCUGGUCAAUCACCUCAAGUCCGCUCGGUCAAUUUCCAUGCAGCAGAUCUUCCAACGCCUCAACCUCAGCGUAACACAAUUGAGAGACCUUCAAAACCACAUCCAGUCUGGCAGGGCACAGAGGACGGCGGCUCUCAUAAGACAGGGUAUGCUCAAGCUGAGAAGACCACCCCGCAACGCGACGACCAACAGCCAGAACCAAGAGCGUGACGCCGAGAAAGAUGCGUCCGCACAAACAUAUACCCAGUCAGACGCAGGCAGACAGAUCGCUCAAGCGCUCGAGACCUUCUCCAUGUCAACGACACCUCCUCCGAAGAUGCCCAGUGAGCGAGAGCGGGCCAGCAUGGUGUUGCAGUCGCGCACAGGAGAUGGGACUGAUGGAGAAGACAUCACGGUGGUAGAGCCAGAAGGGCAAGUAGAGGGUACCGCAGUCGUGAUUGCCGACUCAGGCACGGCUGUAGCGGAGCGCGAUACUGGGGAGCAGGGAGAGCAGAUCGACGGUCCAACUGGCGGUGUUCAGCUGGAGGAGGGUGACAAAGGCGCUUAA
Fulvia fulva is the source of this 1809-nucleotide messenger RNA. RefSeq lists its product as uncharacterized. Gene Ontology annotation, molecular function: DNA-binding transcription factor activity, RNA polymerase II-specific; zinc ion binding. The transcript has a single exon. Bases 1 to 1809 code for a protein of 602 amino acids. Lineage: Eukaryota; Fungi; Ascomycota; Dothideomycetes; Mycosphaerellales; Mycosphaerellaceae. Gene Ontology annotation, biological process: regulation of DNA-templated transcription. The record is from RefSeq and is a predicted model, not a curated record.